AUAUUAUACAAUAAUAAUAUAAUAACAUAAAGAAAUGGUUUAGUGGGAACUGAAGAAGAAUCUCUUUAUGUGUGUGCCCCAUAGUAAUUGGUAAAAUUUCUGUAAAUGCUGUUUUGGGCCAACACCAUUAAAGAUAUUGCUAAUCAAAAUGCUUCCACUGUCUAUAUAUAUGAAUAUAAUAAUGUAUAUACUUUAAUUAUGUAUUUUAGCUUUUAAUUUUUUUUAUUAAUUUACACUAAAGUUUCUCUUUUUAUUGUUCUCUGUUCACUUUUAAUCCAAGGUGAGAUAUGUGGGAGAAAAGUUUGACUUCCUUGGCUUAAUGAAAUAUGCUCUCAUUUGGGGUUCUAUUUAAUCCUUUGUUUCUUUCUUAUUAAGCAAAAUAGUAAAGAGUAAAGACUCCAUUUUUCAAUUUCCAACCAUUCUGGUCUGUGAUGGCUAAGCAGUUUGCAAAUGGGUUUUGUCUGGUUCUGGUGUUUCAGAAAUGGGUUUGUUAGUACCUGAAUAAGGAGUUGUGUAAUUUUUCACAAGUUUCAUUAUGAGGAUAUUUUCAGUUUGGUAUUUGGUACUAGCUGUUAUUAUCUCAAAUGGGUUUGUCUCAAAUGGGGUUACUACUAAUGUUUCAAAAAAUUCAAACAUUACCAUACCAAGUGUGAUACAUAUUGGGGCAAUUUUAUCAUAUGAGUCUCUUGUUAGUAAAGUUGCUAAAGUGGCAAUAGAUGCUGCAAUUGAAGAUGUCAACUCAGAUCCAACUAUUCUAAAUGGAGCUACAAUUCAAGUUGUGAAGCAAGAUACUAAUUUUAGUGGAUUUUUAGGCAUAGUUGAAGCCUUAAAAUUUAUGGAGCAAGACACAGUUGCUAUAAUUGGUCCUCAAGGAGCUGAAAUAGCUCAUGUGAUAUCCCAUAUUGCAAAUGAGCUUCAAACUCCUUUGUUGUCAUUUUCGGUUGCAGACCCUACACUUUCGCCACUUCAGUUCCCUUUUUUCGUUAGAGCUACACAGAAUGAUCUGUUUCAGAUGGCUGCUAUAGCUGAUAUGGUUGAGUUUUAUGAAUGGAGGGAAGUGAUUGCUAUCUAUGUUGAUGAUGAACAUGGGAGAAAUGGGAUUACUGCAUUAGGUGAUCAACUCGCAGAGAAGCGUUGUAAGAUCUCUUACAAAGCUCCUCUUAAGAAUUUUCCAACCAAGGAUGACAUAACAGAUUUGUUGGUUAAAGUGGCUUUAACCGAGUCUCGUAUAAUUGUGCUUCAUGUUUAUUCUAGCUAUGGUUUGAAGGUUUUCGAAACAGCUAAGGCUCUAGGUAUGAUGGGAACCGGUUAUGUUUGGAUUGCUACUACUUGGCUUGCCAAUAUAUUGGAAUCCAAUCCAACUUUGGGUUUAACCGAAAGGCAAAGGAAUAGCAUGGACGGUGCUCUUGCAUUGCGUAUACAUACACCAGAUUCGAAGCAAAAAAAGAACUUUUAUUCUAGGUGGAGUGAGUUGACAAGUAAAAUUCCACCCGAGAAUCGCGUUGAGUUGAACACUUAUGGUUUGUAUGCUUAUGACUCUGUUUGGUUGCUCGCUCGGGGACUUGAUAGUUUUUUCAAACAAGGAGGGAAGAUUUCAUUUUCAAAUGAUUCAAGGUUGCAGAAGCUCGAAAGUGGGGAGUUGAAUCUUGAUUCGAUGAGUAUCUUCGAUGAAGGAGACAAGUUACUUGAGAAUAUAUUGAAAGUAAACAUGACAGGCUUGACUGGCCCUUAUGCAUUUGAUUCAAAGAGGAAUCUCAUCAACCCUGCAUAUGAUAUUCUCAAUGUGGUUGGCACCGGGACAAGGAAGAUCGGUUAUUGGACUAAUUACUCUGGAUUAUCAGUUGUUUCACCGGAAAUUACAUACUUGAAGCCACCGAAUCGUUCAAUUGCAAAUCAAAAUCUCCAUGAUGCAAUUUGGCCCGGACAAACUUCACAACGGCCUAGAGGUUGGGUUUUUCCAAACAACGGACGCCAUUUGAGAAUUGGUGUCCCGAAUAGAGUGAGCUAUCGCGAAUUUGAGUCUCCAAUAAAAGGCACAGAUAUGUUCACUGGAUACUGCAUUGAUGUCUUUACUGCUGCACUCAAUUUGCUCCCAUAUGCUGUCCCCUAUAAAUUGCAGCCUUUCGGGGAUGGUGUUACGAAUCCAAAUCCAACUGAACUUGUGCGAAUGAUCACAGCAGGGGUGUAUGAUGCAGCCAUAGGUGACAUUGCAAUAAUCACUAAUAGAACAAGAAUGGCUGACUUCACACAACCCUAUAUUGAGUCAGGAUUAGUAGUGGUAGCACCCGUGAGGAAGAUGAAUUCUAACGCGUGGGCGUUUUUAAAGCCGUUUACUAAAGAAAUGUGGUUCAUUACUGCUUUGUUCUUUCUCAUUAUUGGUGCAGUUGUUUGGAUUUUGGAACACAGACUCAACGAUGAUUUUCGAGGCCCUCCUAGGAAACAACUUGUGACUAUUCUUUGGUUCAGCUUUUCAACAUUGUUCUUUUCACAUAGGGAAAAUACAGUGAGCACGCUCGGGCGCCUUGUGCUAAUUAUAUGGUUGUUUGUUGUUUUGAUCAUAAACUCGAGCUACACAGCGAGUUUGACCUCAAUACUCACAGUGCAACAACUUGCUUCUCCCAUUAAAGGCAUUGAAUCCUUAAUUUCAGGCGAUGAUCCGAUCGGGUACCAACAAGGUUCAUUCGCUAAGAAUUAUUUGAUUGAGGAGUACAACAUUAAACCAUCAAGACUUAUUUCUCUGAACUCCCAAGAUGAUUAUGCUAAAGCGUUGCACGACGGUCCUGGUAAAAAAGGUGGCGUUGCAGCUGUUGUCGAUGAGCGUGCAUACGUCGAGGUCUUCCUCUCAACACAUUGCGAUUAUAGCAUUGUUGGUCAAGAAUUCACCAAGGCUGGCUGGGGAUUUGCUUUUCCUCGAGACUCACCCUUGGCGAUAGACAUGUCAACGGCCAUAUUAAAACUUUCUGAGAACGGGGAUCUUCAGAGAAUCCACGACAAGUGGCUCACGAGAAGCGCUUGCAUUUCACAAGGCACGAAGUUCGAAGUAGACCGACUUCAACUCAAAAGCUUUUGGGGUCUCUUCAUGAUAUGCGGUUUAGCUUGUUUUUUAGCUCUCUUAAUAUACUUCAUCCAAAUGGUACGCCAAUUCAGCAAGCGCAACACCGAGGAGCUACAAACAUCCGGUAGAAGCUUUCAAUCGCGAACCGUGCAAACGUUUCUUUCUUUUGUUGACGAAAAAGAAGAUGAAUCGAAAAACCAAGGAAGAUCUAAAAGAAGAAACUCCGAAAUUGCCUCCUCAAAUAGGGUGAUCAACAGCAACCGCGGUGGUGGUGGUGGUGGUCAAGACGAUGCUGCAGCAACAAACGGUCCGAAACAAACAUUUGUUGAAUCAUCAAGUAAGAGUGCUGAUAAUUUUGAUAAUGUCUGACAUAUACACAAUCUUGUUUUGACAAACAACAUAAGAUUACAUAGUUUAUUUCUUUUGGGAUGAAUUGUAAUUAUUGGUUACUUUCUUGAAAAGGGCACAUACUAUUACAUUGAAUGUAAUAGAAAAUGUAUUGUUAAGGGCUCCUAAUUUUACGUCGCCUUAGCUUAGAGACGGCCCUGUAUAUUAGUGCGACUAACCAAGGAGCCAUAUAAUCUUAUCAAACAUAGUGAAGAACAGAGAUUAUUCA
Cannabis sativa is the source of this 3671-nucleotide messenger RNA. RefSeq names its product glutamate receptor 3.6. Lineage: Eukaryota; Viridiplantae; Streptophyta; Magnoliopsida; Rosales; Cannabaceae. The transcript has 7 exons. Gene Ontology annotation, molecular function: glutamate-gated receptor activity. The record is from RefSeq and is a predicted model, not a curated record. Gene Ontology annotation, cellular component: plasma membrane. The coding region runs from base 536 to 3424 and encodes 962 amino acids.